GACAGUUUUAAAAAUUAUUGCUAAAAAAAGGAUUUACGCAAAAACAAUUUUCCAUUGGCAAAAUUAGGCAUUCCAUCACUUCUUUUGUUUCCGUUCCACCAGUAAAAAAACCAAAAUUCUUUUAUAGUUCUCUAGGUCUUCGAUUCGAUUCGAUUUGAUCCAGUGAUUUCUUCUUCUCUUUCUCUUCGAAUUGCCCCUCGUGAAGCAGAGGAUUGUGUGUGUGUGUGUGUGUAUAUAUGACACCGUGUGCGAGGGAGAUAUCAUCCGGAGAUGUUAAAGAGACAGAGAAACACAGGAUUCAGUACUCGUCCAGGCACGUGAAACACCUCCCCCCUGGUUCUACCACCGACUUCGACUGGAAGGACUACUGUCCGAGGGGCUUCAGACUUUUACAACAGCUCGAAGAUAUUGAAAAUGAUGAGUACAUGCGCUCAAUCUGUAACGAUGAGACCCUGCGGAAGCUUUCCUCGGGGAAAGUUGGUAAAGUCUUUCUCCUCUCCAAGGAUGACCGCUUUAUCAUCAAGAUUCUUCGGAAAUCUGAAAUUAAGGUAAUACUAGAGAUGCUGCCCAAUUAUUACCGCCAUAUCCAGAAAUACAGGUCAACAUUGUUGGCCAAGAUAUAUGGUGCUCAUUUUGUGAAGCCUGUUGGAGGUGUGAAGACAUAUUUUGUUGUAAUGUCAAACAUACUGCAGUCAGAUGUCUUCAUGAGCAAGGUAUAUGAUCUGAAAGGUUCACCGCUAGGUCGAACAGCAAAGAGAAUCAAAGUGAGGGAUAAAACCAUAUUGAAAGAUAUUGACCUGGAUUUUUGUUUCUACGUGGAUCCAUUGAUCAGACGUCGGCUCAUCAAGCAAACGAAGCUAGAUUGUGAACUUUUGCAAGCCGAGGGCAUUAUGGAUUAUAGCCUAAUGCUUGGUGUUCAAGUAAAAGGACCAUGUCAAGGUUCACUUGACAAAUUAAGCCCUGUCUACGACAGCUCCUCACCUCGAGAGUCUCUCAAUAGCGUUAGCUCAAAGUUUAUUAAUGCAAUUUCCAACUCUCCAGAUAGAUCUUCUACAGUGUAUUCGUGCACUCCUAGCAGAGAUUCAAUCGACAGUGUCAGUGAGAAUUCUGUCUCUACAAAAUCAGGGGCAAGCAUAAACUCAACUCCGGUGCUGAUAGACUUUCCUGACCCUCAGCAAGAAAAAAACCCACCCAAAUCAACACUUGGUGAGGUUUUCUCCAACAGUUCAAGCACCAAUUUCGGGAUGAAAGUAGGGGCAAGGGCGAGAAGGUUGAAGAGGACGGAAUCGAAAGGGAAGGGGGAGGAGGAGUGGUACGAGGUGGUGCUGUACCUGGGAAUAGUAGACAUUUUCCAAAACUACGGAGUGAGGAAACGGAUAGAGCACUGUUACAAGUCCAUCCAACACGACUCCCUCUCCAUCUCCGCGGUCAAUCCCAGCCUCUACUCUUCCCGCUUUCUUGACUUCGUCUCUCACAUCUUCCUCCCUAACGACCACCCUUCCCUCUAUUAACAUCACAUUCCUCAAAAGCUGCUAUAUGUGUUGCCCGUUAGUUCAUUCUUAACUGCAGUAUAGUUUUUAUAGCCAAAAAAAAUGUUCUACAAAUUAGUUUAAUUUAUGUGUCUCUGUGUAUACUUUCAUUUUUUUUUUAAAAACGUGAUGUGAAUGUAUCGUAAAAAUGGA
This is a messenger RNA of Tarenaya hassleriana, 1682 nucleotides long. RefSeq names its product phosphatidylinositol 4-phosphate 5-kinase 10-like. The record is from RefSeq and is a predicted model, not a curated record. Lineage: Eukaryota; Viridiplantae; Streptophyta; Magnoliopsida; Brassicales; Cleomaceae. The transcript has 10 exons. Gene Ontology annotation, molecular function: phosphatidylinositol kinase activity. Gene Ontology annotation, biological process: phosphatidylinositol metabolic process. Bases 237 to 1511 code for a protein of 424 amino acids.